GUGGUCUACACAGUAUGGCCGGCGAUAUUAGCUAGCACUCGCUAACUGUAUUCUCUGCAAAAGGGAAGACGGCAACUAAAGAAAAUCAACACCAGGAUUGCUUAAAGGACUGUACCUCAAUAAAUUAUAACCCGAUCGAGGAAGGAUUAAUUAAGCUGUAACACGUUACGACCGACGUUUGAUACUUUUUUUGUUUGGGUGUCUGUUGUCUCAUGAUGGAAGAUAACGGUGCACAUUUCUUCGAGGGGACCGAGAAGCUGUUGGAGGUGUGGUUCUCCCGGCAGGAUGAGACCAAAGGAACCGGGGACCUCCGUACCAUCCCGAGGUUUGAGUGGGACAAACUUUUGGAGAAUGUGCAUUGUUUGAUCAUAAGUGUGACAAAGUCUGACAAGCAGGAAGCUUAUAUACUCAGUGAGAGUAGCAUGUUUGUCUCCAAGAGACGUUUCAUUUUGAAGACAUGCGGAACCACCCUCUUACUGCAAGCACUGGUGCCUCUGCUGGAACUCGCCAGGGAGUACUGCGGUUUUGAUGCCAUCGAGAAUUUCUUCUACUCCCGCAAGAACUUUAUGAAACCAUCCCAUCAAGAGUUCCCUCAUCGAAACUUCCAGGAGGAAGUGGACUUUCUAAGCCAGAUAUUCCCAAAUGGCGCCGCCUACUGCAUGGGCCGUUUGAACUCUGACUGCUGGUACCUGUUUACCCUGGACUUACCAGAGUACUGGGAGAACAAGCAUGCGGAUCAGACGCUGGAAGUUCUGAUGAGUGACCUCGAUCCAGCCAUUAUGGACCAGUUCUAUAUGAAAGAUGGUGUUUCUGCAAGUGAUGUCACUCGUAUGAGUGGAAUUUGUGACCUGAUACCAGGUUCUGUGAUCGAUGCCACAAUGUUCAACCCUUGUGGAUACUCAAUGAAUGGAAUGAAGACUGACGGAACUUACUGGACCAUCCACAUCACCCCGGAGCCAGAGUUCUCCUAUGUCAGCUUCGAGACCAACCUCUCCCAGACGUCAUAUGAUGAUCUGGUCCGGAAGGUUGUGGAGGUGUUUAAGCCAGGAAAAUUUGUGACUACGCUUUUUGUCAAUCAGAGCUCCAAAUGUCGCAGUGUCUUUUCUUCAGCCCAGAAACUUGAGGGCUUCAAGCGUCUCGACCGCCAAUUGGCUCAAUUCAACGACUACAAUUUUGUCUUCACAAGCUACGCCCAGAACCGCCAGCAGAACCAGCAGAGCUGAGGGUCGACGAUGAAGAGGCGUAAAAAGAAAGGCGUCCGCUCUGGGCUCCCCCAGUGCGGCCGGCUUCUCCCCCCACAAGAGAGCUUGUCGUCGUCGUCCUCCUCCCCCCUCGUCGUCCUCCUCCCCUCCUCCCGCCGCUGCUGCUGUCGUCGUUCAGAUUGUCCCGGUGCUGACGCAGUCGCGAGCCCUAUUUUAACCUCCAGUUUGAGUUGUUUGCAUUGUUGUUCCUGUGACUUAGAUCUCUUGCAUGAAAGCUCUUUUCUCUGUUUCGAUAUUCUAGCUCACUCUUGCUGUGAUCUUGAAGUGCAUGUAGAGGAAUUAAACACGCUCUGUUUGAGGCUGUCCACCUGUGCCCAGUACCAUGGCCCCUUCCUGCAGGUGUCCCCCCUCAUCCCCCACAGACAAGGCUUCCGCCCGCACUAGGCCGGGGCCCUGACAUGCUCAGACCAGUGUCCGCCUCUUUCCCAGCUCAGCCGCCAUGAUCUCAAACCGACAACCGGUCUCCACCUCAUUUACACUUUCACAUUUGGAAAAUUGGUAUUUCUGAAUCUCUUCCGAUUUCUGAGUGCACUUUGAAACAAAACAAACGCCACGGUACGAAAAGACGGCCGACCUUUCUGUCUCGCGUCUUGAUUGAAUGUUUAAGUCACGCUAAGCUUUCUGCCACUGUAAUCGUUGUCGCUUCGUCCAAAAAAAAAACGAAUGCCAUACUUGCUGUUUAAUGUCCCACUGUGUGAUUAAAAAGGUCUGCAGUUAUUGACACGCCACUGACGAGAAGACUUGGUGCUUUGCUGGUCACCUGGACACGUUUGGCCGUGCUCCUCCUCCUCGACAAUCAUGUACACACUUCACUUUUUUCCCCCCUUUAUCCACCUAAUAACCAAAUCAGACGAUGUAUGACACUAAAGAUGUGAUCUCCUCCUGAGCGCCUUAACGACACUACACGGUUAGAAAAUGUGGGAUGAGAACUUUCACCAAUCAGAAAAUAUUUAAAUGAAAUUAAACUAAACACAGAGUUUGGGUCAAUACAGUUUAAAAAAAGGGAUUAUUAAAAGACACAUGUCGAUGGUUAAAGGUAAAGUGUUUCUGAGCAGGAGUAGGUAACAUGCAGACGACCAUGUGGUUUAUAUCGCCAUGUGAUUACUCGACGAGUUUUAAUAAACCACUCAGAAUCCUCCUUUUAUUCAGACUCAGUUAAACACACUUCAGAUUUCUCUCGGUAUGUUUCGGUCUACUUGGUCAUCACGCUGUAGGUACGGGGGCUUUACAGCAACAGAAACACAUUGAAAGUGAAAUGUUACACUUAUGGCGGUUCUCCCCUCCUGGUCCACGCGUUUCCCCAAAGACCCAAAGAGGCUUUUAAAACGGUCUGUGUUUGAAUCACUGAAGACAUUCAUGCUGUGCACUUUGUGUCACCUGCUGCGUCUAUAGGAAGCUUCCACCCUAUAGAACCUACACACACACAAAUUAACUCGUUAAAUUGAAUGUAGCACAGGCCUCUAUAAAGCCCCCCCCUGUCACACAACCGUCCUCCAUCUUUUGAAUGUACAUGUCUUUAGAGAAAAGUCUGGACUGAGUUUGAGCUGAAUGUACGACUCCAGGAGAGCACACGCCCCCCCCACCUCUCCCCCCCUCUCUCUCACACACACACACAUUUAGACGCUCACAAUGAUUGAGCAGCCAUUAUCCAGCUCACCCCCCCCAGACAUGACGAGAGCCGGCCCUGCUGGCUGGCCCCCCCCCCCCCCCACACUCUGCUCUGAAUGGGAAAUAAUGAAUCAGACACUUUUUGCUUAGUUGCCCAGCAAAGCAUUUUUCUUCUUGCCACAUUAUCUGAGCGUGUCUCUGUCUCUUUCCGCCCCAUACAGAAAACUGUAAGCGCACAAUAGAGGCGCGCCGGUCUGAGCAUGCCAGGGUGACCCCGGAUCAUUCCACAUGUAACCGCUGCAUAAAACUGCCGUUUUAUUACAUUUAUUGUGGCCAGACGGUUUUUGCAGUGGAUCAGUCCAAAAUGUGACUCCCCCAGCAGUUUUUUUUUCUUUUUGUUUGUUGCUCUUUGUCCAUGGAGGGGGAAACUCCUGUGACACCAUGGUGCAUGUGACUACUAGUGCCGUGUUGCUUGAGCGUGUCGUGUAGCGCCAUCUCUUCCUCCUUUCUGUCCAUGUGCUUCCAUCUUCCUCUUGUUUCACCAGCUCUCCUUCAAACUGCUGCAUCCUGAUGUGUGUUUUUUGGGGUUAGGUGGGGAUUCGUAUUAUUAUUAUUUUUUUGUUCCUUCAUUUUUUUUUCAAGUUGUGGACGAGUGCUGAAAGCAGGUUAAGUUUUUUAUUUAUUACUGAAGGUAACAAUCGUCCGAGGCUCGUCCUCUCCACCUGCCGCUGAGUUCUCCUUCACGACUCUUCUCCUGCCAGAGAACGCAGUCUGAAUCUGGACUCAGCCGGAUCAGAACCUGCUUUCAGCCCUGCAGUCGGGUUAACCUGCGAUGAUUGCAUCAGAACCUGCAGCCUGUGAGGCGCUCGGCGAGCUCGUCGGAACAGUUCACCUGAGAAUGCGCGCUGAAGUUGACACUGGAAUCGUUUCCUCUCUGGUGUGUCUGUCAUGGCAUUUUGGAGUGGUUUCAUUCUUUUCCCUGAGGACCAAUCUCGGCUCUCUCGUGAACUGUUCUGAACCGGUUGCCGUGACGAUCGUUACGGGUCCUUUUUAUUUUUGAGCCCGCACGUUUAGGGGGUGAAAUACUCGUAGCAGUGUGAUGCUAACUGUCCUCGGAGCAGGUUCUUUUUAGCCUUAGUGGUGUGCAUCAUUGCUAUAUUUUAUUUUUUUAUACAGUGAACUCAAAAAGCAUUUUUGCAGUUGAACGGUAAAAAGAGUUUUAUACAAAAAACAGAUUUUGUAUUUUUGCUGCGGACCAAUAUUCUCUUGUUUAUCUCCCCCCUUUUUGUCCAAAUGUUUUAAUUCUGUCGUUUGAAUCGAGUGUGUUCUGGGGUUAAGGGAUGAUUACCUUUUCAAUCUAAAUCAUGUUGUGUUUUUUUUAAUUACUUUUUCACUUUCUCUCUGAAUCACCUGAAAGGAAGGGAAAGUGAGAGAGGGGCGUGGGUGCAGGAUGACUCAGGAUGUACUGACGGAGAAACUUUGCUGUUCUAAUUCUUUCUUUUGCUGUUCUUUGGAUGGUCAAGAUGUGCUAAAUAUAUGUGCUACGAGCUUGAUGCUUCAAUAAAAAAAGAUACCUAUAUGUGCAA
Messenger RNA from Labrus bergylta (ballan wrasse), 4456 nucleotides. It is a transcript of the gene amd1, whose product is annotated as adenosylmethionine decarboxylase 1. Gene Ontology annotation, biological process: spermine biosynthetic process; spermidine biosynthetic process. The record is from RefSeq and is a predicted model, not a curated record. Gene Ontology annotation, cellular component: cytosol. Gene Ontology annotation, molecular function: adenosylmethionine decarboxylase activity. NCBI's taxonomy places the organism in Eukaryota, Metazoa, Chordata, Actinopteri, Labriformes, Labridae.